AUGAUUUCUGGCCUCGGGGACACAGACGUUUCUGUUGAAGGAUGCACGGUCAAUGUUUGUAUGCGCUCUUGCAUCACCGACUACUCGGUCAACUUUCAAGCUGUUGUGGCAUCGACAAUCACCAACAGCCAGCCGAACUUUGCUAUUGACAUCGACGGUUGGGCAAUUCCAUCCAACAUUCAGCUAGCUGAUCCUGCCUUCAAUCGUCCGCAGCGCGUGGACCUGCUGAUUGGUGCAAGCCUAUUCUACGGUUUGUUAUGUUACGACGCACACAGCAUUGAUGGCAGCGCAAAGGGUUCUGAAAGUAGUAACGAUCAAGCAGAUGCCAGCCUAAAUGAGCUUGUUCGCCGUUUUUGGGAAGUCGAGAGCUGCGAGUAUGUGGCCACAAGGCUUAGUAGGGAGCAGAAGGAUUGCGAAGAGCAUUGUCGCAAAAAUGUUAUUCGGCUACCAUCCGGUGAAUACUCCGUAACAUUGCCAAUGAAGUCUAGUGUUCUAGUGUUUCUCAAUCUGAAGCGCAAAUUGCAGCGGCAUCCUGAUCUUAGGAUGCAAUACUCAUCAUGUAUUGAAGAAUACUUGAAGUUGAAUCAUAUGUCGCGUGUUCCUGCUGAGCCCAUUGAGCGUUGCAAGUAUUUUCUGCCACACCACUGCGUGCUAAAGGCCGAUAGCACGACAACAAAGCUUCGUGUUGUGUUCGAUGGUUCGGCAGCGACAUCCACUGGAUAUUCGUUAAAUGAGGUUAUGAUGGCUGGUCCUGUUAUACAGGACAAAUUGAUGCAUAUACUUCUUCGCUUCCGUACAUAUCUGGUGGCACUAACAGGGGAUAUAUGCAAGAUGUAUCGAUGUGUGCGCAUGGCUUCAGCAGAUAGCUAUUAUCAAUGCAUCUUAUGGCGCGAUUCGCCUGAUAAAGAGCUGCAGAUUUUCAAGCUGGACACCGUUACUUAUGGCACGAAGGCAGCGUCAUUUUUGUCGGUUCGUGCAAUGCAUCAGCUGGCGCAUGAUGAAGCAGGCUCGUUUCCGGUUGGAUCUGUUGCUUUGAAGAAUGAGUUCUACGUGGACGAUUUUAUAUCUGAAGGCGAUUCAGUUGCUGAGGUUAAGGUCAAGCUGCAGGAAACCGCUGCAAUUCUAGCUCGUGCAAACUUCAAACUCAGGAAAUGGUGUUCCAGUCAUGCCGAAGUAUUGUCGGAGAUAGCUGACGACGAGAAAGAGUCGUACAUGAGGUUCAGCGAUGGUAGUGAAAUCACAAAAACUCUUGGCUUAGCGUGGGAUCCCUCAUCGGAUCGGCUGCUGUUCUCGCUGUCGUUCUUAGAAGCUGGUUCCAAGCCGUGCAGGCGGUCUGUCUUAGCCACAAUUGCACGAUUUUAUGAUCCGCUAGGACUUCUUGGACCCGUCAUGACAAAGUCCAAAAUAUUUCUACAGCAGCUCUGCAAGGAUAAGUUGACAUGGGAUGAGAGUUUGCCUUUGCAGCGAUACACAGCCUGGGUAGAAAUGUGCAGCAGCUUUAAUUCCAUUUCUAGUCUUUCAUUCCCGAGAGCUAUUCUUGCUGCUGGGUGCCGUGUCGAAGUUCAUGGAUUUUGUGAUGCCAGCGAAGAGGCCUACGGCGCUUGA
Messenger RNA from Drosophila nasuta, 1605 nucleotides. RefSeq lists its product as uncharacterized. Bases 1 to 1605 code for a protein of 534 amino acids. The record is from RefSeq and is a predicted model, not a curated record. The transcript has 2 exons. Lineage: Eukaryota; Metazoa; Arthropoda; Insecta; Diptera; Drosophilidae.